This is a messenger RNA of Rhododendron vialii, 1552 nucleotides long. RefSeq names its product UDP-N-acetylglucosamine transporter UGNT1-like. The transcript is spliced from 10 exons. Bases 222 to 1253 code for a protein of 343 amino acids. Lineage: Eukaryota; Viridiplantae; Streptophyta; Magnoliopsida; Ericales; Ericaceae. Gene Ontology annotation, molecular function: GDP-fucose transmembrane transporter activity; antiporter activity. Gene Ontology annotation, cellular component: Golgi apparatus. The record is from RefSeq and is a predicted model, not a curated record.
AAUAUAACCGUUACAUGAAAUAUCCCUCCCGUCCAAACACACCCUUAACCGAAGACGCUUGCGACCGGCUGAGAGAGCAUCUUCCCCGUCCUGUACCAGAUACCACCCCGCCUGCCUGGCCUGCCCAUCUUUGAACACUCCGAGUCUCCGACCACAACACUACAUACCCAGUCAAGAGAGAGAAAUUUGUCUUUUAGAGAGAGAUUUGAAAAGAUCUGUAGAUGGCGUCGAGUUCAUCGAUGAACAAGAUGGAAUUACCUGUAUCAGAUCCCUCAAAAGGAGGAGGAGGAGACGAGAGGCUCUUCAAAGGAUCUGGAAUGACUAAGCGAGGUGCUUACGCCGCCAUAUCUUACAUGUCUUGCGCUGUGCUGUUGGUUUUGUUCAACAAAGCAGCUCUUUCUUCAUAUAGCUUCCCAAGUGCCAAUGUCAUCACUCUCCUCCAGAUGAUAUGCUCAUGUGCUUUUCUUUUUGCAUUAAGACGCUGGAAGCUUAUCUCCUUCGGCGGGGGUGAAUCCUUGAGUAUCAGUGACAAGUCCACAACAUUUGUUCCAUUGAAGACAUUGAUCCAUACCCUACCCCUUGCAGUGACUUAUUUGCUUUAUAUGCUAGCUACCAUGGAGUCUGUCCGCGGAGUAAACGUACCCAUGUACACCACCCUCAGGAGGACAACCGUGGUAUUCGCAAUGGUUGUUGAGGCUGUCUUGGCAGGGCAGAAGUACACGUCUUCUGUUGUUGGAAGUGUGGCAUUGAUCGUUCUUGGUGCAUUUAUUGCGGGAGCUCGAGACUUAUCAUUUGAUUCCUAUGGCUAUGCUGUUGUUUUCUUAGCCAACAUUACUACUGCAAUAUAUCUGGCAACCAUAGCCCGCAUAGGUAAAUCUAGCGGCCUCAAUAGCUUUGGACUUAUGUGGUGCAAUGGAAUAAUAUGCGGGCCGUUUUUACUGUUCUGGACAUUUAUCAGGGGUGACUUGGAGUUGACAUUGAAUUUUCCAUAUUUGUUUUCACCUGGGUUUCUGGUUGUGUUGCUUCUAUCCUGCAUACUGGCCUUCUUCUUGAAUUAUAGUAUAUUCCUGAACACAACUCUCAAUUCAGCACUCACGCAGACCAUUUGUGGCAACUUGAAGGAUCUUUUCACCAUUGGACUUGGCUGGAUGUUGUUCGGUGGGCUUCCAUUUGACUUUUUGAAUGUUUUGGGGCAGUUGCUUGGUUUUAUUGGUUCGGGCUUGUAUGCAUACUAUAAGCUCAUAGGGAAGUAACUGCUAAGGCUGCUUCAUUAGGAAUCCACAGUUUUUGAUUUGAUGGUCACGGCUUUUUGGAAGGAGAUAUACUGGGUAUAAGCACUCUACUUACGAAGAAGUUUGAGCCUAAUUGAUUCGGGGAAUCGUCAUGCUUUUGUUGUGGAAAGAUGGGGGGCUGGAGGCACAGUAGGCAUUUUAGACAUAUUUUUCUAUUCUCUUUGCUUUACAUGUUAGAUUGAUAUUCUCAUGCUAUGGUUGGAAAUCGACUUUGGGAAUACAUACGAGAAAUAUAGCCAAUUGACUGGAAAUUUGUAGCA